Scomber japonicus (chub mackerel) is the source of this 797-nucleotide messenger RNA. RefSeq names its product translation machinery associated 7 homolog (gene tma7). The record is from RefSeq and is a predicted model, not a curated record. The transcript is spliced from 4 exons. The coding region runs from base 104 to 298 and encodes 64 amino acids. NCBI's taxonomy places the organism in Eukaryota, Metazoa, Chordata, Actinopteri, Scombriformes, Scombridae.
UUUCCGGUUCACAGUUUGCCGGGGUCCUGACAGCGCGGAUUAGAGUCACACAGAAACACGUUUAAUUUCUCUCUUUCAGCUUCGUUAAAACUACUAUAAAAUCAUGUCCGGCAGGGAAGGAGGCAAAAAGAAACCACUGAAGGCACCCAAGAAACAGAACAAGGAUAUGGAUGAGGAUGACAUGGCCUUCAAGCAGAAACAGAAGGAGGACCAGAAAGCCAUGGAGGCGAUGAAGGCCAAAGCUUCAGGAAAAGGACCUCUAGCGAGCGGUGGCAUCAAGAAAUCAGGCAAGAAGUAAAAACCUGAAGACGAUGUGUGUUUGCUCCCCCAGCUUCGCCUCCUGCUGAGAUGUUUAUACGCUUGCUGAGAGACUCCAGUUCGUUUUCUGUUCUUUUAAAAACACAAAACCAUCUAACUCAGAACAAGUCCCGGUGUCGACUUCUUCUUCCUCCACAGUGCAAAAAUUAAACUUCGAGAACAGUCCCAUCUGUUCUCGGUCAGACCCAGAACCCACAUCACAGCCCCCCCCUGCCGCCCCCUUUAAUGUCAUGUAAUUUGAGGUUUCACUCUGGUAUCUGUUGUUGCGUCUCAGUCGUUCACACGCUGACCAAAAUCCUCAAAUUCAGUUUAGAAAUGAAGCUCAGCAGCUUUAGAGACGGAUAACAAGUCCUGAUCUACACUUUGUUUUAUUUUGUGUCCAUUUGAAACUUGAAAUAUCAGAAACACAUAAACCCCCCCCCGACCCCCACCCCCCCAAACUUCUUUUUUGUCAGAUUUUUGUCUUAUUGUAAAGAGGG